Molecule: messenger RNA, 870 nt
Organism: Penicillium verhagenii
Lineage: Eukaryota; Fungi; Ascomycota; Eurotiomycetes; Eurotiales; Aspergillaceae
Product: class I SAM-dependent methyltransferase
Exons: 3
Coding region: 1-870 (289 amino acids)
Source: RefSeq, a predicted model, not a curated record
AUGGCGGACGUUUACGCGCUGAAUCUGCGUCGCAACGAGGAUGAGUCGCACAGACUGGAUGAGCAGUUUGAUUUGCUGACGGAAAAUAUUGGAUAUCUCAUCCACCCGGUCAUCCACCAGUCUUUCCCGGCAGAUGAACCACUCAAGAUUGCCGACUUGGCCACAGGAACCGGACGUUUUCUUCUACGUCUGGCCGAGACCAAAUUACUGGACGACAACGCUAUCCUGCACGGGAGCGACAUCUCAUCAUCUCUCUUUCCACCACCGACAGCCCUGCCGCAGAACAUGAAAUUUAAUAUCCUGGAUAUCCGAGAGCCCAUCCCCGAUCACCUGCAUUGUACGUAUGACUUUGUGCACGUGCGGCAAGUCGCGGCUGGGCUGACGUCGGAGGACUGGAUCGACACGGUGAUAAAUGUUGCAAAGUUGUUGAAGCCAGGCGGUGCCAUGCAGUGGGAGGAGUGCGAUUUCACCAGCGUGGUGCACCUGCGGGGAGCGGGAGUGACGGGAACAGCAGCACGGAAGCUAGGGAAGAUGUUCAAAUCGGGGAUGUGGGAGUACUUCCGACACGGGUGGAAUCGUCUGGAGGAAGGAAUGACGGCCGCUGGUCUACAAGACGUGGCCUCGGAGAUGGUAAGCUCGGAUCGUGUCCCGGAGACGAGGGAGGCUUUGACGAGGAAUGGGAUACGGGCGAUUGUCGCUUGGGCAAAUGACAAGGCUCAAGCUGGCAUUUUGAAGGAUGAGCAUGGACAAGUGAUCUCUCUUGCAGAGCUCCAGACCAUUGAAGAACAGGCGUACAAGGAUAUUGACUCUGGAUGUUAUGUUCGAUUUGAUAUCCACGCAGCAUGGGGGAUCCGUCCUAAACUGGAAUAA